Molecule: messenger RNA, 1707 nt
Organism: Fusarium pseudograminearum CS3096
Lineage: Eukaryota; Fungi; Ascomycota; Sordariomycetes; Hypocreales; Nectriaceae
Exons: 3
Coding region: 1-1707 (568 amino acids)
Biological process (GO): secondary metabolic process
Molecular function (GO): CoA-ligase activity
Source: RefSeq, a predicted model, not a curated record
AUGCCAAUUGAAUCGCGUUUCUCUGUUCAAGUUCCCAACUGCUCGAUACAACAAUGGAUCUUUGGCUCAUCUUCAGGUCCAUUGCCAGACAAAAAAGCCUUCAUCGAUGCUGAUCAUCCUCAAGAUCGCUACUUCACUUACAGCCAAGCCCGGUUAUUUGCGAAGCGUAUAGCUGUUGGUCUAACUGACAAUGGCCUCAAGCCAGGGGAUCGUGUGCUUCUCUUUGCCCACAACAGUAUCUUCUUCCCAACUAUUGUGAUGGGUAUCUGGAUGGCCGGAGGCAUAUUCACUGGAGCGAAUCCUGGCUAUGUUGCUCGCGAACUGGUUCAUCAAUUGAAGGAUAGCCAGGCAACGUUCAUUAUUUCUGACCACAGUGCUUUAGGGGUGGCUUUGGACGCAUCCUCCCAAGUUGGCAUGACACCGUCUCAAGUAUUUGUGUUGGAUUCAACAUGGCCAGAUACUUCUAUCGAGAUCCAACCCCCUAAAGGAAUCAGGCAUUGGACAGAACUCAUCGCAGCCAAGUCAAGGGGUGAGACUUUUGAAUGGACUGAGCCAGAAGACUCCAAGAAUUCAAUCUGCAGUAUCAAUUACAGCUCAGGUACUACUGGAAUACCCAAAGGCGUGGAGAUCUCACACUACAACCAUGUCGCCAAUAGUCGUGGCGUUACACUCUUCCACCAGCUCCAUCCAGAAUUUGAGGCUCGACGAGAUCGUGCCGCUGCUCUAUGUUUCCUCCCAAUGUAUCAUGCCUUUAGUCAAGGCUACUUCAUCACCAGCUUUCCAUAUGAGCGAGUUCCUGUCUACAUCAUGCCUUCUUUUGAGUUCCCCAAAAUCCUCACCCAUAUCCAGACUUUCAGAAUUACAAAACUUCUAGCUGUUCCGCCUAUCCUGGUUCUCAUCUCAAAACACCCACUCGCACGCAGUGCGGACCUCAGUAGCAUCGACAUGAUUGCGUCUGGUGCUGCACCAUUGGCGAGAGAUACACAACGUGAGAUAGCGGGUAUGAUACCCUUGGGUGAAGCCGUCGUUCGGCAGGGUUGGGGAAUGACCGAAGCGACUUGUACUGCACUGUCUUGGGACCCUAAUAAGGCCCCGAGCUCUGCGGCCGGCGAACUGACGCCGGAUUCUCAAGCUAGACUGGUCGACAUCGAAACUGGCGAGGAAAUCAACACUGCCAACACUCCUGGAGAGUUAUGGAUUACGGGUCCCACCGUGACCCGCGGUUACUGGCGUAAUCCUGCUGCGACACAAGAGGCCUUUGUUGUCGACUCUGAUGGCACUCAAUGGCUUCGCACUGGAGACGUCGCUUAUGUGGAGGAAUAUGCAAAGGGAACUCUUUUCCACAUUGUGGAUCGUGUCAAAGAACUCAUCAAAGUCAAGGGCAUGCAAGUUGCUCCCGCUGAACUCGAGUCCCUCCUUCUUGAAAGAGAAGAUGUUGCCGAUGCCGCUGUUGUAGGGGUUGUUAUCGACGGUGAAGAAUUUCCACGCGCCUACAUCGUCAAAACGCCGAACGGAGAGAAUACAUCCAAGCAGGAUAUUGCAGACUGGUUAGCGAGCCGUGUUGUCAAGUACAAGCAACUUAUAGGCGGCGUGGUCUUUGUUGAUUCCAUCCCCAAAGUUCCUUCAGGCAAGAUUCUGAGAAAAGUACUUCGUGAGAGAGCAAAGCGCGAAGUUAGCAACGGCCUUGAGGUGCGCGCCAAGCUAUAG